UUUUUCAUUUUGUUUAUUCGAAUUUCUACUUAUGUAGUUUGUACUACAGCUAUAUAGUAGAUUGCUUUAUAGUAGAAACAGCUAAACAGUAAUAUUACUCUACGCCCUACGGUACUACAUUAAACAGCUUUGGACACUGGACUGUGAUCACUGGUCAGCCGUCACCGGUCACUCGUCUAUGAAGUCACCAGUUGGUGGUUAGUUUACUUGUCUUUGACUUAUUGCUUACCAAAAAUUGGAUCGUUUAGCAAAAGUCAAAUGAUCAAAGAUUCGAUAUUUGAUAUUGUCGUACCUUUAUACAAUCAAUUAUUAAUAUCGGAAUGGAAUACCUUUUAGCCAAGUUUUGUAAGAAAGAUCAAAAAAAGGAAAUAACAUUGGAAGAUUUACAAGCUAGUCUUUUGCGCACUUCAUCUCCUCCUAAGAAGUUCAAUUCUUUGGCGGGUGAUUAUGACGAAGUUUAUCCGAACUUGUAUGUCGGGGAUUGGACUACAGCAAAAAAUGUUAAUACAUUAUUGACAUUGGGAAUUACACAUGUUGUAAACGCUGCUCAAGGUGUUGGAUUUGGACUAGUUGAUACGAAUGAACAAUUCUAUCAACCAAUCAAUAUUCAAUAUAUGGGUCUGGCUUUAUGUGAUGAUCCUAGUGUGGCAAUAUGUGAAUAUUUUGAUAGUGUAUCAAAUUUCAUUGAUGAUGCACUAUCCCAAAAAGGCAAAGUUUUGGUUCAUUGUAUUAUGGGAAUAUCGAGAUCUGCAACAAUCACAAUAGCAUAUUUAAUGAUUAAAAAAGGUAUGAGAGCAAAAGAAGCAAUAGAAAAAGUAAAAAGGGCUAGAGAAAUACGUCCCAACGAUGGGUUUUUAAGCCAAUUAGCUCAACUAGAUAACGACCGAAUACAUUUAAUAAACCAGUAAUUUUGGGACUCUGUGUAUAUUACUUUGAAUGUAAUUUAUUUAUGAUGUAACAAUAAGUUUUAUUAUAUUAUGUUUGAGACACUAUCCUGUUCGUUAGAUUUUAACAUCUUCACAUUAUACAUCUAUACACAAAAAAAAAAAUGUAGAUAUUUAUAAAUAAGGUUACUUUAUAUUAAAUUAUAUUUACUUUAUAAAUAUAAUUUAUUGUGUACUAGAUGGCUAUAUUUUUACUUACCAUUAAUAAAGCAAAUAGUGUACCAAUUAUUGAACCAGCUAACACGUCAGUGGAAAAGUGCAUGUUAUCAGUAAUUCUAGAUAAUCCUAUGUACCAAGCAGUUAAGAAUAUUAUAAAUUGUAUAGUGACGAUCAGCACAUUUUUCUUAUAUUUAUUAUUUAUGUACAACUGUAAAAAAUAUGUAUAUGUAAUAUGUAUUUAUUAUUUUAUAUCCAGCCAUUUGAAACUGAACAUUUAAUAUAUUUACUUACAAUUGUGUAAACUGCCGAAUAAAAUCCUAAACAAGCAUGUCCAGAUGGAAAUGAUUUUCUAAAAUUUCAAAAAUUCUAUGUUUUAAAUACAAGUAAAAACCAUGAUUUAACAAGUAAAAUUAUGGCCUUUUAGGAUAUUGUAAAACAAUACAAUUAUUAUAUACAUAAAAUCAAACUGUCAAUUUUUAGUAUGCUUCUUCCAUGCUUGUAGCAACCAUAAAUAGGUUCAACAGUUUUGAAAAAAUGUUUAUGAGCUAAAAAUUCUAAAUUGUAAAAUUAUUACUUUGAUUCUAUAGUGAUAGCAAGAUUUGGGUUUGUACACGUGUAAUUAUUAAUGUAUUGUUCUUUGAUCAAACAUUCAACAUUCGGUUUACAUGCUUCAACAAAAUAUGGUCUUAAACGCCCUGUGCAAUAUUUUCCAACAUUAACUGUUAUAUGGGAUAAUCCAGAACCCAACCAGAAGUAAAGUGUAUGUAUGUACACAUGUUUUAUACAUGUAUGUUUACACCAGUAGUAUUCAAACCAUAUCUAUAAUAAAUAGU
This is a messenger RNA of Adelges cooleyi (spruce gall adelgid), 1936 nucleotides long. Its product is annotated as dual specificity protein phosphatase 3-like. Gene Ontology annotation, molecular function: MAP kinase phosphatase activity; protein tyrosine/serine/threonine phosphatase activity. Gene Ontology annotation, cellular component: cytoplasm. Gene Ontology annotation, biological process: protein dephosphorylation; negative regulation of MAPK cascade. Bases 321 to 908 code for a protein of 195 amino acids. The transcript has 5 exons. Lineage: Eukaryota; Metazoa; Arthropoda; Insecta; Hemiptera; Adelgidae. The record is from RefSeq and is a predicted model, not a curated record.